Molecule: messenger RNA, 1799 nt
Organism: Nerophis lumbriciformis (worm pipefish)
Lineage: Eukaryota; Metazoa; Chordata; Actinopteri; Syngnathiformes; Syngnathidae
Gene: tubg1
Product: tubulin, gamma 1
Biological process (GO): cytoplasmic microtubule organization; microtubule nucleation
Cellular component (GO): gamma-tubulin complex; microtubule
Molecular function (GO): GTP binding
Source: RefSeq, a predicted model, not a curated record
CCGCCGAUAAAUAGACGAGGAAGUACCAAGCGGGAAGCUGCAGUUUUAGCUAACACACAGCUGGCUGUAGCUACAUAGCGGUGCCAACGAAGACUUGAAAAUGCCCCGGGAAAUCAUAACGUUACAACUUGGACAGUGCGGGAACCAAAUCGGCUUUGAGUUCUGGAAGCAGUUGUGUGCAGAGCAUGGCAUCAGUCCAGAAGGGAUCGUUGAGGAGUUUGCCACGGAAGGGACGGACAGAAAGGAUGUGUUCUUCUAUCAGGCCGACGACGAGCACUACAUCCCCCGUGCAGUCCUCCUGGACCUGGAGCCCAGGGUGAUCCACUCCAUCCUUAACUCGCCGUACGCCAACCUGUACAACCCGGAGAACAUUUACCUGUCAGAGCACGGCGGGGGCGCAGGAAACAACUGGGCUAGCGGAUAUUCCCAGGGGAAAAAAAUCCAAGAGGACAUUUUUGACAUCAUCGACCGGGAGGCAGAUGGAAGCGACAGUCUCGAGGGAUUUGUGCUGUGUCAUUCCAUCGCUGGGGGGACAGGCUCCGGUCUGGGCUCGUACCUGCUGGAGAAGCUGAACGACAGGUACCCCAAGAAGCUGGUGCAGACAUACUCGGUCUUCCCCAACCAGGACGAGAUGAGCGACGUGGUGGUGCAGCCGUACAACUCACUGCUGACGCUCAAGAGGCUCACGCAGAACGCUGAUUGUGUGGUGGUGUUGGACAACACGGCUCUGAAUCGCAUCGCCACAGACCGCCUGCACAUCCAGAAUCCAUCCUUCUCACAGAUCAACCAGCUGGUGUCCACCAUCAUGUCCGCCAGCACCACCACGCUGCGCUACCCGGGCUACAUGAACAACGACCUCAUCGGCCUCAUCGCCUCCCUCAUCCCCACGCCGCGCCUCCACUUCCUGAUGACGGGCUACACGCCGCUCACCACCGACCAGUCGGUGGCCAGCGUAAGGAAGACCACGGUGCUGGACGUGAUGAGGAGGCUCCUGCAGCCCAAGAACGUGAUGGUGUCCACGGGCAGGGAGCGCCAGUCCAGCCACUGUUACAUCGCCAUCCUCAACAUCAUCCAGGGGGAGGUGGACCCCACUCAGGUGCACAAGAGUCUCCAGAGGAUCCGUGAGCGCAAACUGGCCAGCUUCAUCCCCUGGGGUCCUGCCAGCAUCCAGGUGGCGCUCUCAAGGAAGUCCCCCUACCUUCCCUCCGCCCACAGAGUCAGCGGCCUCAUGUUGGCCAACCACACCAGCAUCUCCUCUCUGUUCGAGCGAACGUGUCGUCAGUACGACAAGCUGCGCAAGCGCGAGGCCUUCCUGGAGCAGUUCCGCAAGGAGGACAUUUUUAAGGACAACUUUGACGAGCUGGACAACUCCCGUGAGGUGGUGCAGCAGCUGGUGGACGAGUACAGCGCCGCCACCCGGCCCGACUACAUCUCCUGGGGCACGCAGGAACAGUAACGUAACUUUAAUCAUCUUUUUCACAGCAAAUACGUGCAUGUCUCUGAUAAUAUUAGACCUCCUUCACCAACAUAACAGGAUUUAUUUAGCUGUCUUGUAUGCUAAACGCUGGUCACAUGCUUGAAAUAUUUUGUUUUCAAGUGACAAAAUGAUUCUAAAAACACUGGAAUAUUAGAUGUGUACCUAAUCAAGUGUCCAGUGGCUUGUCGGACCUACUUUGACAUGUUCAUAAAAUAAAAAAAGAGAUAACAUUUAAACCUUCCUGCCGCGGUCUUUUAACAAUGGAGCCUCUGGAAAAAAGAAAAAAACACCCAAAAUCUAAUAAAAUGUUUUAUUAAUUACA